Messenger RNA from Caenorhabditis bovis, 645 nucleotides. Lineage: Eukaryota; Metazoa; Nematoda; Chromadorea; Rhabditida; Rhabditidae. The record is from the annotation of a GenBank genome assembly.
AUGCGAUUUCCCACCGUCAACGAGAUUUCCACAUUUCUACGUGGAAUUGUCUAUGAGCAGGAUGUCGAUUAUUCACGAUUUGAAACCAAAUUGGACGGCUCCGAUGUUGUGACGUUUCGCGAGAAUGACAAAGCGUUUCGGUUAUUCGGCACCAAUGUUCACGUCAAGGUAGGUUCAUACAUUGCUUGCGCCAUCGGCUUCGCCGUCACAAUCGCGUUCUGCAUUUCGUAUUCGAUGUUUCACAGUCGCGGAAUGGGUCGCAAUCCGUUCAUCGAUCAUCUCGAAAUGAUCGAUUUGAUUUUCGCUUUCAUCGUUGGCCUCCCAUGUCAUGUUAUUCUGUUUUUCGGCCUUCGAAAUGAUCGCAAAUGCUUCUUCAGCCCAUUUUUGGUAUUUUAUAUGACGAAUUUCAUUUUGAAUAUUGUUUUCACAAUACUCACUCUUGUCGCGUUCGCGAUGGAUGUUCAUAAGAAAAUCUUUGGAAAUAUUCAAUUCGAUCUCGGUUGGACAAUUUUCCAGAUAUUGUUCACUUCCGCUCAAGGUCUCGCAAUUUACGUGGUUGUGCGCGGACGAAAAUAUGUCGCCGCGAAGAAUUAUUGGAAAAAUAAAUAUAACGAGAGAACGGGUCCGAUGGAUAUCGACAACUAG